CCCGUAUAAAAAGGAUGAACCGCUGCUCGGCUCUUCAAUGGUUCAUUGGUAAUCCGCACUCUUGCUAUCCAACAGGAUCCGCCACACUUGCAAAGAGAUGUCACAGCUCCUCCGGAACAUCUGCAGCAUCAUCAAUGCCUUUGACAAGUAUGCCCAGAAGGGUGGCGCCUGCACUUCGCUCAGCAAGGCCGCGCUGAAGCAGCUGAUCCAACAAGAGUUUGCUGAUGUCAUAGUGAACCCGCAUGAUCCUGAGACGAUCGAGUCAGUGCUGUAUUUGCUGGACACAGACUGUGAUGGGAAAGUAGAUUUCGAAGAAUUCACCGUUCUUGUGUUCAGAGUGGCAAGGGCCUGCUAUAAGAAAACUCAGGAGUGCCAGGCUCCAUCGGAAGGUCAGUCCAAGAAGGGAGAAGGUUCCCAGCAGACGCCACGAGACGAGCAGGCACCAUGCCAAGACUCAUCCUGUCGACCCGCCCAGGAACAUCAGGCACCAAGGGAAGUGUCAGGCUGCCGUUCGACAGCACAGUCUCAGAAGGCAUCCCAAGAACAAAAGCAGGAGUCCCCCAAAUCAGGGAGACAGACUUGCCAACCCUCCGAACAAGAACAGGAUCUAAGCCUUCAAAGGUCACAGGAGCCUUCAGUAAGAGGCCCAGACCAGAGCAAGAUCCAAGAUCAAAUAGCAAGGCAGGAUCCAACUCUGGUAGCUCAGAGAGCACAGCAGGAUAGGACCCGGGGAUCUCAAACCCUAGUAGGGGAUUCCAGGCAUGAGUGCAUACAGAAGCACAAAAUAUCUGAUCAAGGACCGACUCAGGAACCUCAAAUAUCAGAACAGAGGUCAACCCAACAAUCAGUCCAGUCACGCCAGGGACAAGGACAGGACCGUAUUGGCCGACAAGAAGUUGAAUCCCCAAAACCAGAGCAGCAGCAGCCAACCUGCCAACCUGCCAGUCAGCAAGAGCAAAAUCCAAAUCAGAGAGAGACUCGGAGAUCACAAAGAGGAGAAUGGGAUGUGGCCGCUACAAAACCACAAGGAUCACAAGUAACAGAUCAAAAUUCUAGUUGUAGGCAAGUACAAGAGCCUCAAAACCCAGAGCGGAGGCAAGGAUGGCCAUCCCAAGACGAACAGAAGCCUAAAAUAGGAGCCCCAGUACAGGCCCCAAAUCGCCAGCAACAGGAGUCUCAGACACUGCGGGAGUGUCCAGCUCACCAAAAAGAACGUCAGUCUCAUGGUCCAAACCAGACCCCGACAUGCCGUCCAGAAUAUCAACAUCAAGUUCCACAGCAGACCACAUCUGGUCAUCAGGAACGUGGGUCUUUGACAUCAGAGCAGAGGCCCCGUCAACAGGAAUAUAGGCCACAAAAUCCAGACCAGACCCCAACGUGCCGUACAGAACGAGAGUGUCAGUCUCCCCAGCAGACCACAUCCGGUCGUCAGGAACAUGGAUCUUUGAUGUCAGAUCAGAGGCCCCGUCAACAGGAAUAUAGGCCACAAAAUCCAGACCAAACCCCAACGUGCCGUACAGAACGAGAGUGUCAGUCUCCCCAGCAGACCACAUCCGGUUGUCAGGAACAUGGAUCUUUGAUGUCAGAUCAGAGGCCCCGUCAACAGGAAUAUAGGCCACAAAAUCCAGACCAAACCCCAACGUGCUGUACAGAACGAGAGUGUCAGUCUCCCCAGCAGACCAUGUCCGGUCGUCAGGAACAUGGAUCUUUGAUGUCAGAUCAGAGGCCCCGUCAACAGGAAUAUAGGCCACAAAAUCCAGACCAGACCCCAACGUGCCGUACAGAACGAGAGUGUCAGUCUCCCCAGCAGACCAUGUCUGGUCAUCAGGAAUGUGGAUCUUUGAUGUCAGAGCAGAGGCCCCGUCAACAGGAAUAUAGGCCACAAAAUCCAGACCAGACCCCAACGUGCCGUACAGAACGAAAGUGUCAGUCUCCCCAGCAGACCACAUCCGGUCGUCAGGAACAUGGAUCUUUGAUGUCAGAUCAGAGGCCCCGUCAACAGGAAUAUAGGCCACAAAAUCCAGACCAGACCCCAACGUGCCGUACAGAACGAGAGUGUCAGUCUCCCCAGCAGACCAUGUCUGGUCAUCAGGAAUGUGGAUCUUUGAUGUCAGAGCAGAGGCCCCGUCAACAGGAAUAUAGGCCACAAAAUCCAGACCAGACCCCAACGUGCCAUACAGAACGAGAGUGUCAGUCUCCCCAGCAGACCACAUCCGGUCGUCAGGAACAUGGAUCUUGGACAUCAGAACAGAGGCCCCGUCAACAGGAAUAUAGGCCCCAAAAUCCAGACCAGCCCCCAAUGUGCUGUGCAGAACGAGAGCGUCAAGUUCCACAGCAGACCACAUCCGGUCGUCAAGACUGCGGCUCUUUGACAUCAGAGCAGAGGGCCCGUCAACAGGAGUGCAGGCCUCAAAAACCACAUCAGCCUCAAUAUUGCUAUCACGAAUGUGAGCCUCUAGGCCCGGAACAGGGCCAUUGCCCUCAAGAUAAGUCAGUACCUCAGGCAAGAGAGAACAACCGAAGCUGUGGGCCAACAGUAAUCGCCCAGGAUCCAAAAGAUUCUUCUACCAGACAGGCUUUGAGAACAUCAAGGCCAUCCUCACAGCAGAAACAGUUACAAUUCCCUCCUCCAUGGUCACCAAAGCAGUAAAAGCACCCCAGAAGUGUCAAAAAGGAAGCUGACAUAUCAAGAGGACCUUACGGAUGCCAUCAAGCCACAAUAUCUUCCUAGAGGGCUAUAGGCAUUCUGACGGGUUCCAAGACGUGCAGGUCUGUCAUAGGGGCUUAUUUUAGCAGCCAGACCGUAGUUUUAGAGUUUGUGCAUGCAAUAUUUUAGCUGUAGUUCUAAGAUAAUUCCUUAAGAGUAAGGUUAAGGUAGGGAACUAAUAUUCACAGUCUCACCCCCCCCUUCAUGCAGGACUAGAGUUACCAUUGCCCACCUUCCAUCCAGUGAAGAGCAGAAGGAAAAUGGGGGGAGGACAUCACUGAUGCUUUGAUGUCAUUUCCGGGUGAAGACUAUUUUCCAGGAAUAUACCAUAAAGAUUUGGGGGAAUCCUUGAGCAUCGUGGGUGGGUGGGAGAGUAUCACUUCCAAGUCUUCACCUGGAAGCAACAUCAAAGUAUCAAUGUUUCCUCCUCCAAGGCUCCACCCUCCAACUAUUUCUUGGGAUCACAGAUACGGGCAUGGUAACCAUAUGCAGGACUCAGCUAACUGUCUCUCAAUAAGGGUUGGCAGUUCUUCUGAGUCUCUGGCCCUGAGACUCGAGGGGUUCAUGGGAGGUGUCUGUCAAAGCAGAGGGGGUGGAGCCUAGAAGAGUUGAGCCUUCAAGGGCACCACUGGCCUUGAAAGUCACCACUUCCUCUUACAUUGGUGGAGUACCUCACAUGACUGAAGUUCUGGAAGAGCCAGCCCAAAGUUACGUUCGUUUGAUGUCCCACCUGUACAGUGGGAGAUCCUGCCCUGACUCAUACAAUCUGAUGAGCAAAAUGAAGUCAGCCAACACACUAGAGGUUGGAGCAAGAGGAGGGUAAACGAAAGCAUACAGAAAUGUUUCAGUGGCAUAGAUUACUUUACAUAGAUGCUUUUAUCUUCACCCCCUGCUUCUACAUGAUAGUCAAUAAAAGAACAUUCGAAUGAA
This is a messenger RNA of Eublepharis macularius, 3637 nucleotides long. Its product is annotated as trichohyalin-like. The transcript is spliced from 3 exons. Gene Ontology annotation, cellular component: cytoplasm. Lineage: Eukaryota; Metazoa; Chordata; Lepidosauria; Squamata; Eublepharidae. The coding region runs from base 98 to 2650 and encodes 850 amino acids. Gene Ontology annotation, molecular function: calcium ion binding; transition metal ion binding. Gene Ontology annotation, biological process: positive regulation of cell cycle G1/S phase transition; regulation of phosphatidylinositol 3-kinase/protein kinase B signal transduction; cellular response to cytokine stimulus. The record is from RefSeq and is a predicted model, not a curated record.